Messenger RNA from Closterium sp. Yama58-4, 1266 nucleotides. NCBI's taxonomy places the organism in Eukaryota, Viridiplantae, Streptophyta, Zygnematophyceae, Desmidiales, Closteriaceae. The record is from the annotation of a GenBank genome assembly.
AUGACGACAACGAGCAGCGGUGCCAUCAUACCAUGGUGGACCACGCUCGAGUUCGGCGCUCCGGGAACGCUCCUCUACCGCCUCCUCUUCCUCGACAGUCAAUACCGCGCCUUCUCCCCCUGGCACGAAAUCCCGCUCUUCCUCUCCGCGUAUCCCGCGGCAGAUCCUAAGGCGCCGAACGCGAUUCCCCCGCCGCCGGGCGUGCAGGAGAACUGCACGUUCGAGCAGGGCUUGUCGUUUCUGUGCGUCACGCCGCGCGGUAUCUGGGCCAACUUCGAAGUCGCGGACGACGAGAAUUUCAAUCCGGUUCGGCUUUUAAAACGCAACGGCCGGCCCGCGCAUUACGCGGAGAACUGCCAGUGGAACCUGGGGAUCUUCACGCAGACGUGGGCGGAUCCCGCGGCGCCGAACGAGGAUCUCGGCGGGAUGCGCUUCGACGGGCGGCCGCUGCAGGUGAUCGAGCUCGGGUCGCGCACGGCGCGGACGGGGGAGGUGUAUUCGGUGAAGCCGCUAGCGGCGUUCGCGGCGAUCAGCCAGGGAGCGAAUAUCGCGUGGAAGAUCGUCGCAGUCGCGACGGACGACCCGUUGGCGAAAGAGCUGAACGACGUGGCUGACGUCAGCAGGAAGUUACCCGGCGUGCUGGAGGAGAUUAGGGAGUGGCUGCGGCUGUGCGACUGCACGGAGAAAGGCGACGCGGGGAAGGCGUUCGGGUUCAACGAGCGCGCGAAGGGGCGCGAUCAGGUGCAGGCGUGCAUUCGCACGUGCCACGUGGCAUGGCAGGCCAUGUUUCACGCGCUUCCGAAGCCCGAGCCGUGGCUCCCGCGCUCGCGGCCGCCUAAGAUGAAGACCAUAGAAGCGUUCUGGGCGCCUUACACGGCGAAAUACGUCAGCGAUGGCGGCGGCGUGGCGAGUAUUUUCGUCAGUGACCCUGAUUGGGAGGAAAAGGUCGCGGAGGCGGAAAAGGCGCGCGGGGAAGGGGGAGCCGGGGGAGCAGGCGCAGGGAGGGGGAGGGGAAGAGGGGGAGCGGCGGGGAGGGGCGCGCCGGGGGGAGGCGUAGCAGCAGGGGGAGGCGCAGGGGGGGAGGUGAAUGAUUCGGUAUGGGAGACGUUGUCAACGGUUGAGACCGUUGGUAUGCUGGAGAAGCUGAGGUCGCGGAAGCAUCUGAACCGUCCAGCUUUCUUCGCGAUGGUCGAUCGUGUGGAGCACGGAAGCCGCUCCGCCGAUGGAGAUCAGCCGCCCGUCGACUGCGCCGUCGGCGCAAGCUAA